This is a messenger RNA of Botrytis deweyae, 3720 nucleotides long. RefSeq lists its product as uncharacterized. Gene Ontology annotation, molecular function: ATP binding; ATP-dependent DNA damage sensor activity; mismatched DNA binding. Lineage: Eukaryota; Fungi; Ascomycota; Leotiomycetes; Helotiales; Sclerotiniaceae. The transcript has 4 exons. The record is from RefSeq and is a predicted model, not a curated record. Gene Ontology annotation, cellular component: MutSalpha complex; nucleus. Gene Ontology annotation, biological process: mismatch repair. The coding region runs from base 1 to 3720 and encodes 1239 amino acids.
AUGGUGAAGAAUACAGACAAUGAGACAACCCCGGUUCGCCCUCCGACUUUGAAGAAACAAAACUCAAGCAUAGGAUCAAACAAGAGCCAAGCAUCAAUCCUAGGAUUCUUUUCGAAGAAACCCGCCACUACCACAGGCUCACCCAGCGGUAUUUUACAACCCAAUGGCUCUGCCAAUAGUGCAAAGUCGACACCGAAACCCAGCAGCACCGUGAAGAGACCCCAGUUCAAGAAACCCGCCCAGAAGAGCAUAACUCCAGUUCCAAGUAGUGAUAACAUUGAGCCAGAUAGCUCACAAGAGAAUGAAAACGGUGGUAUUCCAACUGAGGUAGACGGUUGCUCGUUGCCCCCGGCGGCUGCUAAAAGUGCUGCGGAGCAGAUUGUGAAUAUUAAUGGUUUGGCUUUAACAAGCAGCCCUUCAAGAAAGGCUGCUAAGAAGGUAGUCAGCUACGCCGAAUCAGAGGACGAUGAUUUAGAUGUCUCUCCGAGAACUACACAACGAAGGAAUGGAAAGAAGCCGAUGAUUCAAAGCGAUGAUGAUGAGGAUACCUUUGUUGGUGACUCAGAUGGCGCCGAUGAAGAUGAUGAUGAAAUGGACGAUUUUGUUGUCGACGACGAUUCUGAUGAUCCAAGCAAAUCUUCCAAAAAGAGAAAGCGUCCAACAUCCAAGGCAUCAUCUCGAAAGCGAUCCAACAACUUGCCGCCCCAUUCCUCUGUCGAUGAAGAUGAAGAUGUGCAAAUACCAGAAAUCUCGACAGCUCAACAAUGGAAGUACGAUCCAGAUAAUAUUCAACCCCGGCAGGCCAAGUCGUCGAGUAUUUCGAGAACCCCAAAUUCCAGCGGAAAGAAAUUCAAAGAGAAGGCAUCCAAAACCGACCCAAAUCAAAGAUAUGAGUGGCUAGCGAAUGAACGUGAUAUUGACCGCAAUCCUCCUGGUCAUCCUGAUUAUGAUCCUCGUACUCUAUUUAUUCCGCCAAUGGCGUUCAAUAACUUCACACCCUUCGAGGCGCAAUACUGGAAAGUAAAGCAAAAGUGCUGGGACACCAUACUUUUCUUCAAGAAGGGUAAGUUUUACGAAUUAUACGAAAGAGAUGCUACUAUUGGACAUCAAAUAUUCGAUUUGAAACUCACAGACCGUGUUAAUAUGUCAAUGGUCGGUGUACCAGAAAUGUCGUUACAGCAUUGGGCAAACCAAUUUCUUGCCAAAGGCUACAAAGUCGCUGUUGGUGAUCAGAAGGAGUCGGCUUUGGCAAAAGAGAUGCGCGAACGAGAAGAUAGUACAGGUCCCGCUAGCAAAGGCAAGAAAGCAGAUAAGAUCAUUCAUCGAGAGCUAUCUUAUAUUCUUACUGCUGGUACCUUGGUUGAGGGUAGUAUGUUACAAGGUGAUUCGGCAACAUAUUGUGUGGCUAUCAAAGAGUCCACCACAAAUGAUGACUUGCCAGCAUUUGGUAUAUCAUUUGUCGAUACAUCAACAGGUCAAUUCUUCCUUACCGAGUUUACCGAUGAUGUAGAUCUGACCAAAUUUGAGACCUUUGUCGCCCAAACCCGCCCUCAGGAGUUAUUACUUGAAAAAUCUUGUGUUUCGACCAAGGUGCUCCGUAUAUUGAAAAACAAUACUGGCCCAACAACCAUUUGGAAUUACUUGAAAUCAGAGAAGGAAUUUUUGAGCGCCGACAAAUCCCGCCGAGAGCUAGAUUACGGCGGUUACUUCACUUCAGCUGAUGGUGGGAAAGAAACUUGGCCCGAGGAGCUUGAAAAGGCUAGAGACAAGGAUUUGUUAAUAUCCGCCUUUGGAGCUCUUUUCCAAUACUUGAAAGUCCUUCAGCUUGAGAAACCUCUGCUUACACAAGGCAACUUCGCCUGGUACAAUCCUAUCCAAAAGGGUACAACUCUUGUACUUGAUGGUCAGACUCUUAUCAAUCUCGAGAUCUUCUCUAACACAUUCGAUGGGAACUCUGAUGGUACUCUCUACACACUCCUCGAUCGUUGCACUACACCUUUUGGAAAGCGUUUGUUUCGACAAUGGGUGUCGCACCCCCUUUCCGAUAUCAAGAGGAUCAACGAACGUCUUGAUGCUGUGGAUUUGCUUAAUAAAGAUGAUGAAUUAAGUCGUUCAUUUAAGUCUUCAACAUCUUCGAUGCCUGAUCUAGAACGUUUGAUUUCUCGUAUACAUGCUGGAUCAUGCAGACCUGAAGAUUUCGUAAAAGUAUUGGAGGGGUUUGAACAAAUAGAGUACAUUCAAAAGGACAUCUUAGGCAAAUAUAGUAGCGGCGAUGGCAUUUUCAAUCGUUUGGUUGCGUCAAUACCUGAUCUUGCUGAGCCACUGCAAUGGUGGAAGAAUGCAUUUGACCGAAAAAAGGCAAAAGAACACAAAAUUCUCGUUCCAGAAAGGGGAGUCGAAGAAGAUUUCGAUGCGAGUCAAGAUCGUAUUGAAGAGAUCAAUCAAGAGCUGGCGUCAUUGUUGAAGAAAUACCAAAAGAAGUUCGAUUCGAAGAAGGUGGAGUUGAGGAGCAUUGGCAAAGAAAUCCAUCAAUUGCAAGUACCAGUUUCUAUCAAGGUACCAAAAGAUUGGAAGGUGACGUCUGCUGCAUCUGGUUUCAAGCGUUACUACUUCCCAGAGCUUACCAAUAUAAUCCGAGACCUCCAAGAGACUCAAGAAACACAUGGUCAAAUUGUCAAGGAAGUGGCAAGCAGAUUCUACGCACGUUUCGAUGAAGAUUACAAAACAUGGCUUCAAGCUGUGAAAGUUGUGGCUCAACUUGAUUGUCUUGUCAGUCUUGCUGCUGCAUCUUCAGCUUUAGGUACUACGUCUUGUAGACCCAAAUUUGUCGAUUCCAAACGAAGUGUAGUUGAGUUUGAAGAGCUUAGACACCCUUGCGUUCUACCAAACGUUACGGACUUCAUUCCCAAUGACGUUCAGCUUGGUGGUAAAUCGCCUAAUAUCAAUCUUCUCACUGGUGCUAAUGCGGCCGGAAAAUCCACAAUACUUCGAAUGACAUGCGUCGCAGUAAUAAUGGCCCAACUAGGUUGUUAUGUACCUGCUAAAUCUGCAACUCUUACACCCGUCGACCGUAUCAUGUCCCGUCUAGGCGCUAAUGACAAUAUCUUCGCCGCCCAAUCCACUUUCUUUGUCGAACUUUCAGAAACCAAGAAAAUCCUUUCUGAAGCUACACCCCGCUCCCUUGUUAUUCUCGAUGAACUCGGACGCGGCACUAGUAGCUACGAUGGAGUGUCAGUCGCCCAAGCAGUUCUGCACCACGUCGCAUCUCAUAUCGGAUGUAUCGGGUUCUUCGCCACACAUUACCACUCUCUAGCCCUUGAAUUUGAUUCUCAUCCAGAAGUCAUCAAUAAACGUAUGGCAAUUGAAGUCGACAAUGAAUCAAGAAGCGUUCUGUUUUUGUAUAAAUUAGAAAAUGGUGUUGCCGAAGGUAGUUUCGGUAUGCACUGUGCGAGCAUGUGUGGGAUCCCGCGGAAAGUGGUUGAUAGAGCAGAAGUGGCGGCGAGAGAAUGGGAAUUCACUAGUAGGCUUGGAGAGAGUUUGGAGAGGGCUAGGGGGGAGAAGGGGACUUAUUUGCCAUUGGGUGUUUUGAGUGAUGUGGCUUGGUGUUUGAGGGAGGCUAGGGCGAAGGGGAAGGGGAAGGGCCCAGAGACUGAAGACGAAGAGAGUGGAAUCAGUGAUAGAGGUCUGGAUUGUCUUUUGAGAGCAAUCGAAGCUAUGUGA